CAGCUCUCCCAGCUAUCCCAGCCUAUCUUCCACUACGACCUAGGUACUGUCGACUACACCCGCAGCUAGACUGCUCUCGACAGAGUCGACACACAGACGGUACCGUACUACUGCCAUCUUUUCCCCUUUCUUUCCUCAUGCUUUUGCCUCGCAGCCCCGCACCCGCCGCCCACCACAGCAGCGCUGAACUCCAGGAGCAUUAUCGAAGCUUAUCCUCCGAAUGUCUUGUUGACCCAUUAGGCCCGCCCCUCUCCCAUCCCCCUCCGCCAGGAGACGUAUAUGUAUCCGCACGGUCCAGCCGCCGCUGCUCACCACCACGCCCUUCCUCGAUCCUCCUCGACCAGCCACGUGCCUCGCAAUGCCAUUGACCCUGAACAGCCCUAUCCCUUCUCAACUCUGAUCCGACGGAAUAGGAGAGCAUCAUGUCGACGACCCAGGCGCCCAACAGCCCCGUGGCCACCGAGGCCGAAGAGCCCAGGAAGAAAGGAGCCCGAGGAGGCAAACGAUCAGUGACGCACCUGAGUAAGGCGCAGCUGGCCCGGAAGCGGGCAAACGAUCGAGAGGCACAGCGGAAUAUCAGACAGCGCACGAAAGAGCAUAUCGAGAACCUGGAGAGGAAAGUGAAGGAGUUGGAGGCGGAAAAGCGUUCAGACAGCAUGGAGCGCCUCAUCCAGAGAAACCGGGAGCUGGAGCUGGAGGUGGAGAGGCUCCGAGCUCAGUUGACCCAACGGACAUCCUCCGUGGAUCACACAUCCCCUAUCCAAGAGGAAUUAUUGAUUCCGCAGAAGCUGGCCCUGGACUGGAUACCGGACACCUAUAAGCAGGAGAACGUCCUUCCCGUGUCCAUCUACCCCACGGCGGAUCAAGUAUAUCCUACCGCCCAGGCGUACACCGAUGCCGAGCCCCCGGAACAUCUCUACACCCCCACGGCUGCGACCCCGAUGUGGGACGAUCCUACUGCCUUUGUGCGGACAACACAGAGCCUGACGAAACCCGCUACAGCGUGGGCGCCCUUCAAUCCUGCCCUAUCCCAACCACCUCGAUUUACAGAGUUUCACCCAUCCGACUUCUCCAACGUCAUGAACCCUCCUCCCCCCUACACCAAUACCACCUGCUGGCAAUCCCAACCUUCAGUCUAUGAUUGGCAGGUCUUCCCCAAGUUGAAGACCCCCGUCACACCCAUUGAUCAUUUGAUCAUGAGAGCGAUCCAUUCGCACCGGAAUCUUCAGUUCUCUGACCCCGGCGCGGAAGAGCUCCUGGGGUUGGACCUACCUCCCGUCCAAGUUCUCUUCAAUCCACAUAGCCCUGCGAAGAUGCAUCCUGCGCUCAACGACGUGAUGGUACAGUACUCGAACGUAUUAUCAGCUCGCGGCUUCACCUUCUUCCCAGAGAGACUGGCAAGUUUCAUUUGCAUGUAUCGACUUGUGCAGUGGCAGAUCUCGCCGUCCCCCCAGACCUACAAAGCUCUCUAUGAGUGGCAGCGGCCCCGGAAAUCCCAACUUGUCAUCACACACCCUGCGUGGAUGGAUCUUCCGCCAUGGCCGAAGUUCCGCGAAAAGAUUGUCGAGAACCAAGCUCGCUACGACACGCCAGAGUUCCAGCACGACUAUGUGACGAACCUGUCAGCGAAUUUCCCGUAUGAGUGGAUGCAGUCCUUCCUGUUCGAGAGCAACCAAAUGCUCAGGGUUACCAAGGUGCUGGAGAGCCAUCUGCGGGACCCCUCCAAUUUCAGUAUGAAGAAGGCGUUUGGGGAUAAAUAUCCGGAGUUUAGGGAAGUUUGUCGUAUUGACGAGAUUUAGGCGGGACUUGGGCUGGAUGUACAACAUAUAUCUAG
This is a messenger RNA of Amorphotheca resinae ATCC 22711, 1834 nucleotides long. RefSeq lists its product as hypothetical. The record is from RefSeq and is a predicted model, not a curated record. The transcript is spliced from 2 exons. Lineage: Eukaryota; Fungi; Ascomycota; Leotiomycetes; Helotiales; Amorphothecaceae. Bases 423 to 1799 code for a protein of 458 amino acids.